GCUGUGCCGGGCCCAGCGCCCUUUCUCGGCCACAGGCGUCCGUGCUCCCGGCCCGGUGCCCCGGCGCCCGAUCGGGGUUCAUGGAGCCGGGGCUGUGGCUUCUCUUCGGGCUCACAGUGACCUCCGCCGCAGGAUUGGUGCCUUGCCCCCAGCCUGGGGACGCUGGCAGGAGCGGCGCGCCCAGGGCCCCCCCUGCAGACAGAUCUGAGGGGGACAUCGAGGAGACUGUGGCCACUACCACAGUGCAGGUUCCAAGUCCCAGAAGCCCUGGGCAGGAGCAGGAACCAGGUUGGUCUGGGGAGCAGGCGUCCAAAGGGGGUCCUGUGCACCACCGUGCGAGGCGCUGUACGUGCUUCACCUACAAGGACAAGGAGUGUGUCUACUAUUGCCACCUGGACAUCAUCUGGAUCAACACUCCUGAACGGACCGUGCCCUAUGGACUGUCCAACUACAGAGGAAGCUUCCGGGGCAGGAGGUCCACAGGGCCGUUCCCGCAGAUCCCACAGCCCUCCAAGUGGACACUGCGCUGCGCCUGUGUGCAGAGCCAGGACAGUGCCUGCUUGCACUUCUGUGCCCGCACCCUGGCUGUCAGCAGGAAUUCAAGGACAACAAAAAAUCCUGACAAAGAGGAAGAACCAGCCAGCGGUGCCCACGGAGGCCUGCGUCCAAGGAGCAGCUGACUCUGGACAGAGGUGAAUCACAGCAGCUGGCCUUCACAGCAAGCCCCACCCCCGUGUCCCCCCAUUGGUUUUAUUAUUUUUUUAAACCUGCUUGUCUUUUUUGUAUGAGAGAUUCUGAGGGUCUCCUGCAGCCAAACCGCGUUUAUUUAUCAUUCUAUCAAUCAGAAAUUGUUAUUAAUGGCUCGCCUACACAUCUACAAUGGGAUGGUAAUUUAUGUCCAUAAUAAUAGCCUGGAGGUGGCUGGGGUUCCUACAGGGACUGAUCAAGGGAAGAUUACACCGUGCUCGGUAUACAGGAGGCUUUCCAAAUUGGUGGCAGUGGCUUCUAGGCGUCCGGAGAGAUCCAUCAGCAUCCAUAAUACAAAUGGAGAGGAGGGGGCAGGCGAGGCGGCAGAGAGAGGCCCCAGGAGAGUGCAAGCCAGGCCCCAGCUGGUCUCUGCCUUGCCUUUUCGGUCUUUUUUUUCCUUUUUCUCUCUUCUCGCCCCAAACCCACACUCCUCUCAGUGAGGGCGGGAUGUGAUUAAAAUCAUCCAUCCUUUGCAUCAUUUAUUCACCUACUCAUGCAUUCAUUCAGCAAAGAUGUGUCGUGCACCUGUGAUGCACUAGGCACUGUUCUAGAAGUCGGGGAUGGCAGGGAGCGAGGCAAAGGGUCUGUCUCUGUGGAACUUAAAUAGUGGGGCAUCGGGCAGCAGACGGAUACUGUCUCCCCCCUUAUCUGCGGGGUGACGUUGCCAGGCCCUCAGUGGACGCCUGGAACCAUGGACACCACCGAGCCUUGGAUGUACUGUGUCUUUCCUCCACGUACACACCCAUGGGAAAGCUUGAUUUAUAAAUUAGGUACAAAAGCGAGUGACAACAGUAACCAACAAUAGGCUAGAAGAAGCAUAACAGUCUACUGUAAUAAAGCUGCGUGACUGUGGUCUCUGUCUCUCUCGAAACACCUUGGUCUGCACUCGCCCUCCUUGGGACGAGGUGACAUGAUCAGAUGCUGCGUGAGGAGGUGAGCGAGCUGAAUAUGUCGGCCUGUGACGCAGCGCGAGGCUGCUAGGGACCUUCUGACACUGUGUCAGAAGCAGGGACAUCUGCCCCGGGCCGUGGCUGACUGCGGGUAACUGAAACCACAGAUACGAGGGGACCACUGUACAUAAAAGAACAGAGUGAGCUGUGUGAAGGAGAGCAGGAAGGCUGGGUCGGGAUAGAAGUGCUGGCGGUGGUUGCAUUUGGGGAUUGGGUGGACAGGGUGGUCUCCCCGAGCUGGUGACGUGGGCUUAGAGACCUGCAGGAAGUCAAGGGGCAAGCCAGGGGAAUGAGGAAGGGGAAGAAAUUUCAGGCAGGGAGAACAGUAAGUGCAAAGGUCCUGUGGUAGGGACGUGCUGGGUAUGUUCAAGGAAGGCAAGAGAGCCCUGCCCGGAGAAAGUACGAGACUGCUUUUGCUGUUGCUGCUGUUACUGUCUGUUGCAGGUGCAGGAGAAGAGGAAGGCAGCACAGGUGUCCCCCUGGGGCCUGGAAAGGUGGUUCUUCCAGGUCUUUACAAUUCAUGUCAAGCUCUUGUAGGAAGCUUUAUUCGGGAAGAAAAGUCUUUUAUAAGACACGGUCCUUACUUUCUUGCAAGACUCAAGUUAGUCAUUUCCAGAUUCACAUUCUCAGAGUGGAAGCUUGCCACCAUCCUGAGCUUGUGAUAAUGGAAGACGUGAGCAGGCUGCAGGGCAGCUCUCAGCCUUGUGGUGUAUUCACACCUCCCUGGGCAGGUGGCAGGCUCUGAAAUUGCCAAGAAGUGCCAGUGAGAAAGUCCAGUUCAAAGCAGGGACUGGGGCUAGAGAGGGAGCGGGGAGAAGUCACCUUUUUCAGCCAGUGAGGACCCCGCUGCACCACAUACCUUUCUCACUCUCACCCCUUUCUCAAGACAGGCUGAAGUCAGGGACAGAAUGAGCAGGCCGGCCUCCAGCCUCAAAUGCUUGCCUGGCAGUGACCCCCCCGCCCCCCGCAUUCUGCCUGCUGCUCUGCUCUGUGAGGAGCCCCUGCCGAAGCAGGCCUGCGGCACCCCGUUUCAGGGACCCUCCGUCCCUGCUCCUUACCACUGCACAUUCCCACCUUUUGGAGGACAAGGAAUGAGUUUUGCCCCGGGGGAGAAAAACCCACCCACAGGGUCCUCACUUAACAAUACAGCCCAACCCCAAGAAUGCCCCCGUCCAAAGGACCGGGAUUCUCUAAUGGGUAAAAUGAUCCCAGAUGUGCCCCAGAGCCUGACGCCCACGGCUCGGGUUUCAUGCAGGAAAUUGUUUUUGGAGCGGUAUGGCACGUUGGAAAGCCACUUGCUGGCCGUCGCCUUCUCCUGGAGAGUAAGUGGGCUCCAAGCUGACUUUGCAAAUGUGGACACGUGUCCCCUUGUACCCGAUGCGGGUGACAGGAGCACGGGACAGUCGUGUUCUGACAUGAGCAGGCACAUGGUGGGAGCUAGGGAGGGCGCUGCGCAUCGAUUAGGGAUGCGGGCCUUCGCUAUAUGGGACUUGAGGACUUCGAAGCUGAUCAGAAAUUUCCAGCUGUGCGUGGUACCCACCAAAAGGGUAUGUCUUCAAAAAGAAAAAAGAAUGAUGUUUGUGACCAGGAAAGGAGUAAAUGAGUAUCUGUGGGCUUUGAACCCCGGCAGGCGGCUGAGAGUCUGUCCUCGAUCCAGGACUGACCUCCUGUGCCCUUUGUGGAGACUCGGGCCGGUCCACCGAGGGCCGUGGUCGCGGAGCACGUCACAGAAGAGGCAGCCGGCGGCAGCUCCGGGCCGU
Messenger RNA from Ailuropoda melanoleuca (giant panda), 3457 nucleotides. It is a transcript of the gene EDN3, whose product is annotated as endothelin 3. The record is from RefSeq and is a predicted model, not a curated record. Lineage: Eukaryota; Metazoa; Chordata; Mammalia; Carnivora; Ursidae. The coding region runs from base 81 to 680 and encodes 199 amino acids. The transcript has 5 exons. Gene Ontology annotation, cellular component: extracellular region. Gene Ontology annotation, biological process: regulation of systemic arterial blood pressure by endothelin; vein smooth muscle contraction; intracellular calcium ion homeostasis. Gene Ontology annotation, molecular function: hormone activity; endothelin B receptor binding.